AUGGAGCAUCCAACAACAACUCAUUUCAAGGCAGCCAAGAGGAUCCUACGCUAUAUCAAAGGCACAAUCAACUUUGGCUUGUAUUACUCUAUUUCUGACGAUUACAAGCUUGUUGGAUAUAGCGAUAGCGAUUGGGGUGGAGAUGUAGAUGACCGGAAAAGCACAAGUGGCUUCGUGUUUUUCAUUGGAGAAACCGCUUUCACAUGGAUGUCAAAGAAGCAACCAAUAGUCACCCUUUCUACUUGUGAAGCGGAGUAUGUGGCAGCUACUUCAUGUGUUUGCCAUGCCAUUUGGUUACGAAACUUGCUAAAGGAGUUGAACCUACCACAAGAGGAGCCAACAAAGAUCUUUGUGGAUAACAGGUCGGCAAUAGCAUUGGCGAAGAAUCCAGUCUUCCAUGAUCGGAGUAAGCACAUUGAUACUCGUUAUCACUACAUAAGAGAAUGUGUUACCAAGAUGGAUGUGCAAUUGGAGUAUGUGAAGACAAAUGAUCAAGUAGCUGAUAUCUUCACCAAGCCACUCAAGCGAGAAGACUUCAUCAAGAUGGGAAGUUUUUCAUUCCAACACACCCAUCUUCUAAACAUCACCGGACCUUUCCCCGAGUUCCUUUUCCGACUACCAAAGCUUAGGUACGUUACCAUCAGGGAUAACCAUCUCUCCGGCCCCCUUCCGGUUAAUAUCGGUUCGCUAAGCGAGUUGGUAGAGCUCGAUCUCGAGGGAAACCGGUUAACCGGUCCAAUUCCGAGUUCAAUAUCCAAUUUGACUCGGUUAACUUGGCUCAAUCUCGGCGGGAACGGUCUCUCUGGAACCAUACCAGAUGUUUUCAAAUCCAUGAAGGAGCUGAGACUUAUCGAUCUCUCACGUAAUGGAUUAUACGGGAAACUUCCUCCGUCCAUGGGAUCACUCGCACAGACUCUCACAUCCCUCUAUCUGAGCCAGAACAAUCUCUCAGGUACAAUCCCUGAUUAUUUUUCGGAAUUCAAGGCGCUUGCCACGUUCGAUCUCUCGAGGAAUCGGUUUACUGGAGUCGUGCCGAUGAGUUUCGCCAAGCUGAAAAGUCUUUUCCAUCUCAAACUCUCCCACAAUCUUCUAACGGGUCCGCUCCCUGACUUGAAUCCACUCAACGGUAUUGCCUCUCUGGAUCUAUCGUACAACAAAUUUCACCUGAAAACGAUUCCGCAAUGGGUGACUUCGUCACCGUCCAUGUAUGACUUGAAGCUGGUUAAAUGCGGUAUCAAGAUGAACAUUGAAGAGUGGGAGCCAGUGAGAACCGGAUUAUUUUAUAUCGUCGAUCUUUCUAAAAACGACAUCUCGGGGAGUCCAGCGAGGUUCCUGAACCAGGCGGGUGUUCUGCAGGAGUUCCAAGCAUCGGGAAACAAGCUUCGGUUCGACUUGGGGAAGCUAAAUUUCACCAAGUCGCUGAGGAUCUUGGAUUUGUCGAGAAAUUUGGUAUAUGGGAAGGUGCCAGCGUCCGUGGCUGGACUGAGGAAACUAAGCUUGAGUCAAAACAAUCUUUGUGGAAAGCUUCCGGUUACUAAGUUUCCAGCCAGCGUGUUCGCCGGCAACGACUGUCUCUGCGGCUCUCCACUUCCUCCUUGUAAAACUUAG
Brassica napus (rape) is the source of this 1608-nucleotide messenger RNA. Its product is annotated as LRR receptor-like serine/threonine-protein kinase GSO1. Gene Ontology annotation, molecular function: protein binding. The record is from RefSeq and is a predicted model, not a curated record. NCBI's taxonomy places the organism in Eukaryota, Viridiplantae, Streptophyta, Magnoliopsida, Brassicales, Brassicaceae. The transcript has 2 exons. The coding region runs from base 1 to 1608 and encodes 535 amino acids.